Ascochyta rabiei is the source of this 942-nucleotide messenger RNA. RefSeq lists its product as uncharacterized. The transcript has 2 exons. Lineage: Eukaryota; Fungi; Ascomycota; Dothideomycetes; Pleosporales; Didymellaceae. The record is from RefSeq and is a predicted model, not a curated record. Bases 1 to 942 code for a protein of 313 amino acids.
AUGCUCAUAUCCACAGCACCCAUCCUAUACCUGCACCCCGAGGAAACGCAUUUCCCAACCGACCUCGCAACGUUCCUGACCCACACAACACCAAGGACCAACUACACUGCCGUCCCCGACGCCCCCAAACCUCUUACGCUCGCGAACCUCGACCAGCUCGGCGCAGAUGUCUAUCUGACUUCCAAGGAUGACGUGACUACCGAUCCGGAAUGGCUCAAGGGCACGACUCCAGAUACCAACGGCUUCACAUCCGGCACCAACUCUGCAAUAGUCAUCAACAACAAAAGCGACUCCUCAGUUGACGUCUUCUACUUCUACUUCUACGCCUUCAACCCAGGGACGUCAGUGCUAUCCCUUCCGUUCCUGAACUUCGGCACCCACGUGGGCGACUGGGAGCACGUGAUGCUGCGCUUCGCGUCCGCGACCUCAGCUCCCGACGCGCUGUGGUUGUCGCAGCACGGCAACGGACAGGCGUUUCGGUACGCUGCCGUUGAGAAGGCCGGCGGCGCCGUGAGGCCCGUCGUCUAUGUAGCCAGAGGGAGCCAUGCGCAUUAUGCAAUCGAGGGGGUUCAUGCGCACGAUAUUCCGAAUCUGAACCUGCCCGUUGGCGCGCUGCAGGACUAUACGGGGAGGGGGAAGAGGUGGGAUGCCGUGUCUAGUAGCUGGAUGUAUGGGUUUGAGGCUGAGAGUGGUGCUUUUACGGCGUAUGAUGGUGCGCCGGUGGGGUGGUUGAACUUUGGAGGUAGGUGGGGGGACGCGGAGUAUCCGGAUAGUGAUGGGAGGCAAGUGGAAUUGUUUGGGCAGAAGAAGUUUGUCGGUGGGCCGACGGGGCCGGUUGAUAAGCAGCUGGAGAGGAAGGAGGUGUGUCCGGAUAAUGGGAUAUUGUGUAUACUGAGAAGUGUGCUUGUGCCAAGGAACGACGGAUAUGAGGAGGUGGUGUAG